Cannabis sativa is the source of this 2047-nucleotide messenger RNA. Its product is annotated as protein SUPPRESSOR OF K(+) TRANSPORT GROWTH DEFECT 1. The coding region runs from base 351 to 1739 and encodes 462 amino acids. Gene Ontology annotation, molecular function: ATP hydrolysis activity; ATP binding. The transcript has 7 exons. Gene Ontology annotation, biological process: endosomal transport; vacuole organization. The record is from RefSeq and is a predicted model, not a curated record. NCBI's taxonomy places the organism in Eukaryota, Viridiplantae, Streptophyta, Magnoliopsida, Rosales, Cannabaceae.
GAAAUUUUAUUUAAAUUGCAAACGCGUACAUAAAUUUCUCUUUACUUUUCUUUCUUAGCUUUUUUUCGAGACCAAAACAACACUCUAAAAUUUUCCCUAGAAAAUUCUUUAUUUUCUCGGGAAAAUCCAAAAUUCAACCACAAACAAAUUCGAUUUCAAGCUCAAUUUCCAGGCUUUCCAAUAAACCAAGCUCCGAUCUCAUCACUUUCUAAUUCCAUCUGCCAAGCUAACAUCUCAGAAAUGAGUUCGUUCAAAUCCUAGGGUUUGGUUCAUCUUUUGGAUUCUUCAUAUUAGGUAUUUGGAUUUAGCGAUUUUUUUGAUUCUGUUUCUGAUUUCUCGAGUACACGAACAUGUAUAGCAAUUUUAAGGAACAAGCGAUUGAGUACGUGAAACAAGCCGUACAGGAAGACAAUGCUGGGAAUUACGCGAAGGCUUUUCCUUUGUAUAUGAAUGCGUUAGAGUACUUCAGAACGCAUUUGAAGUACGAGAAGAAUCCUAAGAUUAAGGAAGCGAUUACGCAGAAGUUUACCGAGUAUUUGCGGCGUGCUGAGGAGAUCCGAGCGGUUUUGGACGAUGGUGGUCCUGGUCCGGCUUCGAACGGAGAUGCUGCUGUGGCGACGAGGCCGAAGACUAAGCCUAAAGAUGGUAGUGGGGAAGGUGGUGAUGGUGAGGAUCCAGAGCAGGCUAAGCUUAGGGCUGGGCUUAAUUCGGCGAUCAUAAGGGAGAAACCUAAUGUGAAGUGGAACGAUGUGGCGGGUUUGGAGAGUGCUAAGCAAGCAUUGCAGGAGGCUGUUAUAUUGCCUGUCAAGUUUCCUCAGUUCUUUACUGGGAAGAGACGUCCAUGGAGGGCUUUUCUAUUGUAUGGACCACCUGGAACUGGUAAGUCUUACUUGGCCAAGGCCGUUGCAACUGAAGCUGAUUCUACAUUUUACAGCGUUUCAUCAUCAGACCUUGUUUCAAAGUGGAUGGGUGAAAGUGAAAAGUUAGUUUCUAAUCUCUUUCAAAUGGCACGAGACAGUGCUCCAUCUAUCAUCUUCGUUGAUGAAAUAGAUUCCUUGUGUGGCCAGCGUGGAGAAGGCAAUGAGAGUGAAGCUUCGAGGCGUAUUAAGACCGAGCUUCUAGUACAGAUGCAGGGCGUAGGAACUACUGAUCAGAAAGUACUUGUACUUGCGGCGACAAAUACUCCCUAUGCUCUAGACCAGGCUAUUCGGCGACGUUUUGACAAGAGAAUUUAUAUUCCUCUACCCGAUGCAAAGGCACGACAACAUAUGUUCAAGGUGCAUCUGGGAGAUACUCCUCACAACUUGACAGAAAGUGAUUUUGAAAGCUUAGGUCGUAAAACAGAAGGUUUUUCGGGAUCAGAUGUUGCUGUUUGUGUUAAAGAUGUUCUUUUCGAACCUGUUCGUAAAACACAAGAUGCAAUGUUCUUUGUUAAGAAUUCUGAUGGUAUGUGGGUACCAUGUGGACCGAAGCAACCGGGUGCGAUCCAAGUAUCUAUGCAGGAUCUGGCAGCACGAGGCGAAGCUUCAAAGGUAAAGAAAAUCCCGGCCCUCAUUCCAAAUUCAGUUUUUUUUCUUGUUGUAUCUUACAUUCUGAUUUUGGUUGUUGUGCAGAUCCUUCCACCUCCCAUUUCGAGAACAGAUUUCGAUAAGGUGCUUGCUAGACAGAGACCUACCGUGAGCAAAUCUGACCUCGAGGUACACGAGAGAUUCACAAAGGAGUUCGGGGAAGAAGGGUGAUCAAAUUUUUCUGUAAUUAUGAUAAAAAAAAAAAUCAAUCCACGCUAAUCGUUGUCGUCGUCAUCAUCAUUGGUGGUGGAUCUGAUGUAUUAUUGUUUUUCACUUAUUAGUUUCUUUGAAUCUGGAAAAAGGAAGGCAAAUAUAAUAUAACCUUUUCUUCAAUUCUGUAUUGAGACCAAAAACAUCAUACUUUGUUUGAUUUGCCUUGAUUUAAAAAUUUCUGUAAAUUACAGUUGAAGAAAAAUAUGCUUCCAGAUUACUUUUUUUUAACCAUUGAAAGGUAUUAUGAACAUGGUUGAAUUUGUGUA